This is a messenger RNA of Psilocybe cubensis, 4419 nucleotides long. RefSeq lists its product as uncharacterized. The transcript has 28 exons. Lineage: Eukaryota; Fungi; Basidiomycota; Agaricomycetes; Agaricales; Agrocybaceae. Gene Ontology annotation, cellular component: mitochondrion; methylcrotonoyl-CoA carboxylase complex. The record is from RefSeq and is a predicted model, not a curated record. Bases 1 to 4419 code for a protein of 1472 amino acids. Gene Ontology annotation, biological process: L-leucine catabolic process; mismatch repair. Gene Ontology annotation, molecular function: methylcrotonoyl-CoA carboxylase activity; mismatched DNA binding; ATP binding.
AUGCGAAGCCUGCUCAGAAAGUCGGUGUGGGGAAGUGUAACCCGUACACGAAGGUCAUACCAUGCAUCAGUCCUCCCGUCACUGAUAUCGAAAUCAACACCGGAAUUCCAGGCUAAAUCUGCAGCUAUGGAUGAGCUGGUCAGAGACUUGGAAGAAAAGACGCAGGCAGCUCGUCUGGGAGGUGGUCCCAAGGCUGCUGAGAGGAUGAAAAGCAAAGGCAAGCUCCUGCCUCGCGAACGAUUGAAUACUAUAUUAGAUCCGGGUUCCCCAUUUCUUGAACUUUCACCUUUGGCUGCCCAUGAUGUAUACCCUGGCCAAUCAAUACCUGGAGCAGGAAUAAUAACUGGCAUUGGUCGUAUAUCAGGGAGGGAAUGCGUUAUUGUUGUUAACGACGCGACAGUCAAGGGUGGAUCAUAUUACCCACUGACGGUGAAGAAGCAUUUACGCGCUCAAGAAAUCGCCCGGGAGAAUGGGCUUCCUUGUGUCUAUGUCGUGGAAAGUGGAGGCGCUGCCCUCCCAUACCAGGCUAAUGUUUUCCCUGAUAAGGAACACUUUGGAAGGAUAUUUUACAACAUGGCCCAAAUGUCUGCUCUGGGGAUUCCACAAAUUGCAGUAGUACAUGGAAUGUCUGUUGCUGGUGGAGCUUAUGUCCCUGCAAUGGCGGAUGAGAACAUCAUUGUGCACAAUCAAGGACACAUCUUUCUGGCUGGACCUCCGCUCGUCAAAGCAGCUACGGGAGAAAAUGUCGAUGCCGAAACCCUUGGAGGAGGAUUAAUGCAUUCAACUGAAAGUGGUGUGACUGAUCACCUAGCUCGCGACGAUGAGCAUGCCCUUGCUAUUGCCAGAGGUGUCGUUGGCGAUCUUGGAAAUGCUGGUAGAACAAUAUCACCCCCCGCUGCUACACCUGAAGACCCACUUUAUCCUUCAUCAGAUCUACAUGGUAUUGUUGGCACCGAUGUUCGUCAACCUUUCGACAUGAGGGAUGUCAUCGCUCGCAUUGUUGAUGGAAGCCGAUUCAGAGAAUUUAAAAAGGAGUAUGGGACCACUAUGAUCACGGGCUUUGCUAACAUACAUGGCUACGAAGUAGGAAUUGUAGCAAACAACGGAAUUCUGUUUUCUCCGUCCGCCUUGAAAGCGACACACUUCAUCCAGCUUUGUUCACAGCGUCAGAUACCUCUGCUCUUCUUGGUCAAUGUCACUGGUUACAUGGUUGGAUCCAAAGCAGAAAAAGGAGGCAUCGCGAAGGAUGGAGCGAAAAUGGUUCGCGCCGUCGCGUGUGCCGAUGUGCCAAAACUUACUGUUAUAGUCGGAGGAAGCUUUGGCGCCGGAAAUUACGGUAUGGCUGGACGUGCUUAUUCGCCACGAUUUUUGUGGAUGUGGCCUAAUGCCAAAGUAUCGGUCAUGGGUUCAGCUCAAUUAUCGUCGGUCAUGAAAACAGUUUCAGCGGAUCCUUCGCAGCAUAGCAGUCUGCAAGAUGAGAUUGAGGAGCAAUCGACGGCCCUCUAUUCGACCGCCAGACUUUGGGAUGAUGGUAUAAUCAAACCCACAGACACCAGAGAUGUUGUUGGACUUGGCCUUGCCAUUGUUUCCCGGGAAAGGAAAACGGAAAGUAGAUCACAUCAUAAAUCUACCACUUGGGAUGGUGAUGGCAAGGGAUUCGGUGUGUUCAGAAUACUCCUAAAAGUCGUCUUUCAUUUGAGAUGGCCAUCAAUGUCUGAGACUCUUCCAGGCAUUGAGCGUCUUCCUUUGCCGACCCAAGCCAAACUUCGUUCGACUCAAAUCUUGACCACUCUUCCCCAAAUAAUCUCCGAGCUAUUGCAGAACUCAAUAGACGCAAAUGCCACUCAUAUUGACAUCGGUAUUGAUUGCGCGCACUGGGCGUGUUGGGUUCGUGAUGAUGGACAUGGUAUAGCUAAAGAUGAUCUCGAGUUAAUGGGACAAAGUGGAAAUGCUGGACGAUACAGCAGUUCAAAAGAGUAUGUGCCAGGACUUGAGAACUCCCAUUCCACUUUCGGCUUUCGAGGGGAAGCAUUAGCCUCAGCUGCAGACAUAGCGUGCCUUGAGGUUUUCUCCAGAACAUCAAAGUCUAGAAACACGUGGUCUGUCAUCCUAAAGGGAGGUGAAGUUUUGUACAAAGGACCUGCAGUGCGAUGGAAAAGAGAAAAACCGGGGACCGUGGUUUACAUUCGAGAUAUAUUUUACAAUCUUCCGGUUCGCCGGCGAGCACAUACCCCUCCUCAUCGCACAUGGGAACUUGUUCGACGGGAAAUUGAGGCAUAUGCAUUAGUAUUUCCACAAAUUUCUUUUACUCUGGAAGAUAACGGUCGUUUGGAUGAUGAUGCUUCACUGCGCAAGGACCGUACAAUCCGGAUACCCAAGAAUACCGGCACUUUAGGAAGAUUCCAGCAUAUCUACGGACGUGCUUUGACGGAGCAUAUCGAACCAAUUGACAUCACUCGUGGAACCAUGAGAAUGGAAGGCUUCAUCAGUUUAAUUGGGGCACCUUCGAAAGCAAGGAAGCACCUAUAUUUAUCAAACCACUACACAGACAUUAACCGACACCCCAUCAUCAAUGACGAUCUUAUCCGAAUCAUAAACCAUGCAUUCGCCUCCAGUUCGUUUGGAAAAAAUGCCCUUGACGAGGAAGGGGAAACAAAUACUCGCUCAAUAACAAGACGUUCUCCUCGUAAAAUUGAAAAGAGGGCUGUCUAUGUCAUCAAUAUCUCCAUAUCGCCUGCAGACGUCGACAAUGGUUUUGGUCCAGAUAAAACUAUUGUCCAAUUUCGUAAUAAAUCGGAUGUCGCUUCCCUGUUGGCAUCGACAAUACAAUCUUUCCUGGAGAAGCAUAAUUUUUUGAAUCAACACUGUAACACUUUGGAGAACACACGAAGCGUGUCGCCCUCACCUCGGAAAAGGACAAAGCAGGACUUUGACGAUUCCGGAUAUGCAGAAUCGGAAUCUCUUCACGACCUCUGUCCCACAACUUCAUGCAAUGAUAAUUCACUUUUUACGGAACCACUGAACAACGCCUAUGUUCAGAAUCCGACCUCACAUGAGAUUAUUUGGGAAGAUCCUUGCACAGGAGAACGGUUCGCCAUAGAUUCGCGGACCGGAAAUUCGUACCGUCAGAUAGGAGGCCAUUCACAAGCCGAAAAAAACACGUCGGACUCAGCUGUCGUCAUACCGUACGAAGGCCGCCGAUGUACAAUUAGGCGGUACAAACCCAGCAAUGCGGCCAAUGCAACCACAGACGAUCCUGGACGGGAGUCAGUGCCUUCUUGGCUACAAAAAGCGCUUGAAAACAAUCGAGCUUACCCCGCUGCUGAAAGCAAAAUACCCUCAGUAAUUGACCCUCUGGUGCCGUACCAGCCAACAUCAGAUUUGAAGUAUAGUCGCCCUCAUAAUGAACAUGAAAAUGACGUAUUCCUUAGCACAUUUCCUCGUCAGUCUCUAGCAGAACAAUUUUUUAACCCAUCUUCUGCAUCUACGCAGCAAUUCACAAAACAUGACCUUCGCCAUGCCGAGAUUAUAAAUCAAGUCGAUCGAAAAUUCAUAGCCUGCCGUAUAUUACGCCACUCAGCUGCGUCGCAGCCCAGCUCUGUGGUAGUUCUUAUUGACCAACACGCCGCGGAUGAGCGUAUUCGUGUGGAGCGCUUCCUGAAGGAGCUUUUUCUAGGGUAUCUUAACACUGGAGAGCCUACUGAAGGCAACUCCGUUAGAGGAGUCCAAACUAGGGAAUUAAACCCUCCUCAACUAGUCCUUUUGACGUACCACGAGGCUCUCAUGAUAAAACGGUCACAGGAUACCCGAGAUGCGCUACGGAAUUGGGGUGUUCAAUUCGCGGAACUGUCGAAGGUUGUGCCAAACGGCGAUGAGACUUCGGAAUCCGGAGGUUGUAUUGGGUACUCACAGCUUCUGGUCAGUUCAAUUCCUGAGGUUGUGAGCGAUAAGCUUCUUCAAGGAGAUGAGCUGCGGGAUUUCAUCAAGGGAUUCCUAGCUCAAAUCCAAAGGGGCGAACUAAUCUCAGAUACUAGCUUAGAUUUUCCUUCCACAGAAGACCAGGAGGAAUUUCUCUGGUUGAAGGCUGUGCGACGAUGCCCUAGGGGUUUGCUUGAACUUAUAAAAUCAAAAGCCUGCAGAGGUGCUAUUAUGUUCAGUGACACUCUGUCAAUAUCCCAGUGUGAACACCUGGUAAAGCAGUUAUCUUACACCGCGUUCCCGUUCCAGUGCGCUCAUGGACGGUUCGUUUUCAUGAAAUAUAUUACUCUGAAAUUUAUGUAUGACAAUUUCGCGGCGUAUCCUUCUUCUAGGCCGUCUCUUGUACCUUUGGCCGAGACCAGGAUGCUCAAUGCAAAAUCAUAUACAAGUGCAAGCCGUCGGAGCGACUGGGCGCGAUUUACAGCCAUGACGGAUGCGUAA